Molecule: messenger RNA, 1746 nt
Organism: Marmota monax (woodchuck)
Lineage: Eukaryota; Metazoa; Chordata; Mammalia; Rodentia; Sciuridae
Gene: Angptl5
Product: angiopoietin like 5
Exons: 8
Coding region: 46-1209 (387 amino acids)
Source: RefSeq, a predicted model, not a curated record
GACUGAUAUUUGAAGAAGUGUUUUCAUUUAUCCAAGAAAAAUAUAAUGUAUCCAUCACAAGCUUCAUUCUUAUUUUUAAAUGUAUUUAUUUUUAUUUGUGGGGAAGCUGUACAAGGUAAUUGUGUACAUCAUUCUAAGGAUUCUCCAGUAGUUAAUGUUAUAGAAGAUGUAUCUAAUGCAAAAGAUGAAAUUCAAAGUAAUGAUACUGUUUUUAAGGAAGACUGUGAAGAAUCAUGUGAUGCUAAAACUAAAAUUACACGAGAAGAAAAACAUUUCAUGUGUAGAAAUCUGCAAAAUUCUAUUGUUUCCUACACACGAAGUAUGAAAAAACUAUUAAGAAAUAUAAUGGAUGAGCAACAAGCCUCCCUGGACUAUUUAUCUAAUCAGGUUAAUGAACUCAUGAAUCGAGUUCUCCUUUUGACUACAGAAGUUUUUAGAAAACAGCUGGAUCCUUUUCCUCACAGACCGGUUCAGUCACAUGGUUUAGAUUGCACUGAUAUUAAAGAUACCUUUGGCUCUGUGACCAAAACACCAAGUGGUUUAUAUAUAAUCUACCCAGAAGGCUCUAGUUAUCCAUUUGAGGUAAUGUGUGACAUGGAUUAUAGAGGAGGUGGAUGGACCGUGAUACAGAAGAGGAUUGAUGGGACAAUUGAUUUCCAGAGGUUAUGGUGUGAUUAUCUGGAUGGAUUUGGUGAUCUUUUAGGAGAAUUUUGGCUAGGACUAAAAAAGAUUUUUUAUAUAGUAAAUCAGAAAAAUACCAGUUUUAUGCUGUAUGUGGCUUUGGAAUCUGAAGAUGACAUGUUUGCUUAUGCAUCAUAUGAUACUUUUUGGCUAGAGGAUGAAACAAGAUUUUUUAAAAUACACUUAGGACGGUAUUCAGGAAAUGCAGGUGAUGCAUUCCGGGGCCUCAGAAAAGAAGAUAAUCAAAAUGCAAUGCCUUUCAGCACGUCAGAUGUUGAUAAUGAUGGGUGCCGUCCUGCAUGCCUGGUCAAUGGUCAGUCUGUGAAGAGCUGCAGCCACCUCAAAAAUAACACUGGCUGGUGGUUCAACCAGUGUGGUCUAGCAAAUUUAAAUGGCAUUCAUCACUUCCCUGGAAAAUUACUUGCAUCUGGAAUUCAGUGGGGUACAUGGACCAAAAACAACUUACCUGUCAAGAUUAAAUCGGUUUCAAUGAAAAUUAGAAGAACUUACAAUCCAUAUUUUAAGUAAUUGUAUGUUAAAUUGUAGUGCAAGUUCCACAGCUAUUUUUUGGUAUUAAAUAUUUCACAUAGUUCCUUUUUUUAAAACUUAGGGUUUCAAACAUAUUAGCUAAAAUUUAAUUAAAGAUGGCAUUUUUGUUAUGAAUUUAGUUAGAAAACUUAAAGUUUCAUAGCACUUUAUAAAAGAAUUAUGGAAUAUUGUAUGUUUUUACUACUAAUUAUAUUAAUGAUAUAUUACAAAUCUGUUUUAAGUGAAACAAUUUGAAAUUUAUAGUGCUUUCAAAGGAUUUUUGCCUCCUCUUUAAAGUUUAUAAACCAUAGUACAUUGUUAGGAAAAUUGAGGACAGUAUUUUACUUAUUUCUACAUUCAUUUUAUAAAUUAAUAACAUACUCAACUGAAAAUUGCCACUGAAGAUAGUUACAAACAAUACUUUUUAUGCAGAUUACUAUAUAAACUUCACAUGUUUAAAAAUGUUAUUUGUUGGUGAAGUUACAAUAUAUUUUACAAGUUUGCUGCCAAAAAUAAACCCCUUGUUUUUCAAUUUUA